AUCGAUACUAUCGCGAGAGGUCGACAUGGCUUUACAGCUGAUAUUGUGAACCUAAGUGUAUGUUUUAUUUUAUACAUUUAUUUAUACAUUUUAAUAAGAUUACGGCACAAAGUUCGUGAAGAAACACCGGCUUUUAACAACAAGAUUUGUGCUGCGAAACUUCCUUUGAUUUUCGCAGGCCUAAGCAAGGUUAGGAAGCCGGUGGAAAACUAGUGAUAAAAGUGCAAUAGAAUAAGCCAAAACUAAUUUAAAACUAUAUUGCGAAUGGCGGAAAGUGAAAAACUCAAACAAAUUUAUAAUAGCAAGUUGAAAUAAAACUAUAGAAAUUGAGGCAAUAAACAGGGAGUAGCUUGGGCCAAACCAAGUGACCUCGGGUUGCGCCAACAACAGCAACCACACAAGUUUCCUAAUUCACGGCUACCAGCGUCCAAUCCAAGCAACCUGUGGAGUCAACCAAAAAGCUACCUAUUGCCACAAUUCUUUUUUUAUAUUUUAUUUAGUUUCUAUAUCUACGUAAAAAUUCGUUCAAAAUGACCACAACUCUAACAAUCUGUGUGUGCGACUACUGGAAACGUUGCCACUUCCAUAACCGUCCGAAACCGGAGGCUGGAGACUCCUGUUCGCUAACCAAGAAGCCGCUCCGGAGACUGACCAUCAAAGUGGAUGCCAUCAAUGGCAACUACUAUUUGCGCGAGUUCCUCCAGCAACGGGUAAUGGGCGACCUUCUCAAGAAGCUGCACGGAGUGCAGCUUAUCUGGCUGGAGUUUUAUCCGCCGGAGAGGGAUACCAUCGACUACCACUGGGCGCAUAUUCUGGCCCACACACUUUGGGAGCACAUCGAGGUGGAGCACCUAAUGUCCUGGCUUUCAACACUGGGCGGUGGAUUCUCUGCACUGGGAGAGCAGUUCGAAAGAUGUGCGGAGACAGCCGGCAAGAUAUCACUGCAGCAGCUGAAGAUCGGCCUCCGGCUCGGCGAUCCUUUCCUGCAGGCGCGCUGCAAGCUUUACUACAGCAUCUCGCUCAUCCAACGAGGUCAGUUGCGGAUGGCGAAGCAUCUGAUUCGGGAGCAGUACGCAUUUGCGCGGGUCAACAAGGAGAAGGAUGUGCGGCUGGUGCGGAUGUGCCAUGGGAUUUGGCAUCGGCUCGCAUACGAGUAUGAGCAGCGCAGGAUGCGCAAAAUGGGGGACUAAGAGGCCCUAUGAUAUCGAUGAAAUUGUACAUUAUCUAGUUGAGAAAAAGAAAUUGUGUUUAGUGUUCCUUUCCUUUAAUUAUUCCAGCUGUGAGCUUAGGUAAAAAAAUUGUUUUCAAUAUAUU
This is a messenger RNA of Drosophila serrata, 1314 nucleotides long. RefSeq lists its product as uncharacterized. Lineage: Eukaryota; Metazoa; Arthropoda; Insecta; Diptera; Drosophilidae. The record is from RefSeq and is a predicted model, not a curated record.